AUGCGCACGCUCUUCCGCGCGCGCCGCCCAAGUACUGGGGAGGAAAAGGUGCUGUCAUGGAGGACGCUGCAGCGCCCCGGCUGACUGAGCGGGUCCCUGAAAAUCAAGUUCAGUCGGCGACAAAUCGGGGAGGAGCCCUGGUGGAGCUCACACCGACCCCCGGCGGCCUGGCCCUAGUGAGCCCCUACCACACCCACCGGGCUGGGGACCCCUUAGACCUCGUGGCGCUCGCAGAGCAGGUGCAGAAGGCUGAUGAAUUCGUCCGAGCAAAUGCCACCAACAAGCUGACCGUGAUAGCUGAGCAAAUCCAGCAUUUGCAAGAACAGGCCAGGAAGGUGUUAGAAGAUGCUCGCAGAGAUGCUGACUUGCACCAUGUAGCUUGUAAUAUAGUGAAAAAACCUGGCACCAUAUACUACCUUUAUAAACGGGAAAGUGGUCAGCAGUAUUUUUCCAUUAUUUCUCCAAAGGAAUGGGGGACAAGUUGUCCACAUGACUUUCUUGGUGCCUACAAGCUACAGCAUGACUUGUCCUGGACUCCGCAUGAGGACAUUGAGAAGCAAGAUGCUAAAAUCAGCAUAGUGGACAAGUUGCUAAACCAGCCAGUGGCCCUGCCUCCAAGCCCUGAACCCAACUUCCAGGGACUGACUCACUGAGAGUGGACUCUGUCAAACAACUCUCACGGCAAGGACCUGUCACCUCCUUGUUGCCCCCAUUCUUUGCCUUGAUGGGAAGUGGCAUGAGAAUUGAGGGCAUGUAGGUGAAUCAUGAACUUUUUGGAAGGCGA
Hipposideros armiger (great roundleaf bat) is the source of this 784-nucleotide messenger RNA. RefSeq names its product chromosome unknown C1orf50 homolog (gene CUNH1orf50). Bases 57 to 653 code for a protein of 198 amino acids. The record is from RefSeq and is a predicted model, not a curated record. The transcript has 5 exons. NCBI's taxonomy places the organism in Eukaryota, Metazoa, Chordata, Mammalia, Chiroptera, Hipposideridae.